Messenger RNA from Cinclus cinclus, 1649 nucleotides. It is a transcript of the gene PLPP3, whose product is annotated as phospholipid phosphatase 3. Gene Ontology annotation, biological process: canonical Wnt signaling pathway; phospholipid metabolic process; phospholipid dephosphorylation. The record is from RefSeq and is a predicted model, not a curated record. Gene Ontology annotation, molecular function: phosphatidate phosphatase activity. Bases 387 to 1328 code for a protein of 313 amino acids. The transcript has 6 exons. Lineage: Eukaryota; Metazoa; Chordata; Aves; Passeriformes; Cinclidae.
CCCGCAAACUUCUCGCUCGCUGCCUCUUCGCCGCUUUCCUGGUGUUGUUGGGGUUUUUUUGGCUUUUUUUUUUUUGUUUUUCCUCGGGGGGGGGGGAGCUUGUUUUGGUUUUUGUUUUGCUACUUUGAUUUUUUUUUUUUUUUUUUUUUCCUCCUCCUCUCUCCUUGGGAAGACCCGCCUGCCUCUCUCGCCUCCCGUGCCCCACCGGAGAGGCCGGGAGCGGCUCCGGCGGCGCGGGCAGCACCUCCCCGGCGCACGGCGUGCGAGCCCGGCGGCGCGGCCCGGCCCGGCCCGGCUCGGCUCGGCUCGGCUCCGAGCGGUUCCCUGCGACCCGGCACGGCCCGGCUCGGCUCGGCACGGCUCGUCCCGGGCGCUCGCCCCCGAUAAUGCAGAGCUACAAGUACGACAAGGCGAUCCCGCCGGAGAGCAAGAAUGGGGGCAGCCCGGCGCUCAACAACAACCCGGCCAAGAGCAGCAGCAAGAAAGCCCUGCUCAUCUGCCUCGACUGCCUCUGCCUCGUCAUGGCCGGGUUGCCCUUCCUCAUCAUCGAGACAAGCACAAUCCAGCCCUACCAGAGGGGCUUCUACUGCGACGACGACAGCAUCAGGUACCCGCAGAAGAACGUGGAAACCAUCAACGACGCGGUGCUGUGUGCUGCGGGCAUCCUCAUCGCCAUCCUCGCAAUUAUAACGGGAGAGCUCUACCGCAUCCACUACCUGAAGGAGAAAUCCCGCUCCUUCAUCCAGAACCCCUACGUGGCAGCUCUCUACAAGCAAGUGGGCUGCUUUGUUUUUGGCUGUGCCAUCAGCCAGUCCUUCACAGACAUUGCCAAAGUGUCCGUCGGGCGCUUGCGGCCGCAUUUCCUGGCGGUUUGUGACUUGGAUUUCUCCACCAUCAACUGCGCCAAGGGAGUUUACAUCCAGAACUACACCUGCAGGGGAAAUGACAGCAGGGUGCAGGAAGCCAGGAAAUCCUUCUUCUCUGGGCAUGCAUCCUUCUCCCUGUACACCAUGCUGUAUUUGGUGUUCUAUCUGCAGGCCAGAUUCACGUGGAAAGGAGCCCGGCUGCUCCGUCCCCUGCUCCAGUUCACCCUCAUCAUGAUGGCAUUUUACACCGGGCUGUCCCGCGUGUCCGACCACAAGCAUCACCCCACCGACGUGCUGGCAGGCUUUGCACAGGGAGCCCUGGUGGCUUACUGCGUGGUGUUUUACGUCUCAGAUCUCUUCAAGCCCAAGACAAAGACUUGCCUGCCUCCACCUCCCAUCCGGAAGGAGAUCCUUUCACCUGUGGACAUCAUUGAGAGGAAUAAUCAUCACAACAUGGUGUAGAACUACGAGGAAUCAGAUGGUGUUGUAUUUUAAACUUUUUUUUUUUUUUUUGCGAAGAAAAGGUGACUGCUGACAGCAACUACCUGCUGCUCUCAAAUCUCAUCAGACAGUAGAAUGUAGGGAGAGACUUUCUUGCCUGACCAGUAAAGUCUUACUCUGUGGUCUUUUCAACUUGCGACAUUUGGAUGAAAGGGGUGGUGGUGGUCAACUAAGGCAAAGGCGACAACGAGAAAGGAAAGAAAAAACAAACCCACACAACACAAAAAGCCGAACAAACAAAGAGAGGUGCCGGAGUUCUGGAUGUGCAAUUGGUUUGAGUGU